Molecule: messenger RNA, 2144 nt
Organism: Oncorhynchus nerka (sockeye salmon)
Lineage: Eukaryota; Metazoa; Chordata; Actinopteri; Salmoniformes; Salmonidae
Exons: 2
Coding region: 647-1621 (324 amino acids)
Source: RefSeq, a predicted model, not a curated record
GUAGUUUAACACUCAAAGUAACUUUGAUUUGUAAUUUUACUCUGUAUGUUUUCUGUCUCCGUGUACCUGUUAGCACAUAUUCUAUCCAAUAGGUUUAGUAAGAACCUGCUUUUUAAAAUAAAACCUAGGGAGCUUGCAGGCAUGACAGAGUUGAGUUAAGAGCAAUAAACUCUGAGUAGAAACACCAUUGAAUAUUGCAGCCAAAACUUUGUGCGUCAUAACGUUACACUAUGGACAGAAAUGGUCUGUUGAGUUUAGUUUGUUGACUUUUCGGGUAAGUCAGUCACUCUUUCAGGUUUGAAUUUCAGUGUGUUAAGAGAUCGGGUGCGGUGUGGUUUCCGUAUACCGUGACAGAGUGACUAGUCUUGACAAGGAAGGAAGAGUGUAUUACUGACAGUUUUGUUGUCUGGCCUGGUUAUUAACAAGUUUCCCACACGUCACUGCAUUCCAUAAUGAUACAAUAUCUAUUCACAUUAUAGCUGUAACAUCUGCUAACCAUGUGUAUGUGACCAACAUUUUUUUAUUUGAUUGAGCUUUUUCAGCUCAGUGACAGUGCGUUCUCGUGUUGGUUGUUCUACUCUUGUCCUUCACUGACACCUGGUGGACAAUAUGAGUGGUCUCAGUCUAGACUCUAGGUGUGGUUGGAAUGGUGGAGGUGGUCCUGAGGAGUGUAGCGGCUGGGUUCGCCAUCGGAGACACGGCUCUGGCUGCAGCCGAACCCUACUUGACCACUACUGGACCACUUAUGAUCACCGCUGCCCGAGCAGCAGGAGAGGUUGGCGUGGCGGGGGUGGGAGCGGUAGCCACGUGCCUGGUGUUCACUACGGCAUUGGUAUCCAUGGGAACCGGACUUCUCCUCGCCUCCAUGGUGAUGCGACUGAUGGGGAGGGAAGGAGGAGGUGGAGCUAGAGCAAAGGCGGCGGAGAUUGCUGGAGGGGUCACCAUCACGGUGGGAGCCGUGGUAACUGGAACACUUGUGGGCGCACUCCCCGUGUGGGGCCACUUCCUGGUCCAGUGCGUCAUGGUCCUGCUAGUGUACCCUUACACUUACGUGAAUGAGAUGACCGCGGUCCUCUCUGUUCUUUUCUCUACUCUCUACCUCAGUGUGGCGAUGGGCCGUUUGGGCGUCAUCACAGGACUAUUUACUAUGGCCAUUGCUAUCUCGUCCCUCUGUGUCCUACUGAAGGCCCUAUCAGAGAGAAGAAUACAGCAGAGAGCCGAAGGAAACAGCAAAUGGUCAGAGAGGUUACUGCUAUACUCAGUUGUUGUGGCAAUAGUAGGUUUCCCUAUGGGUACGGGGGAUACAGGUGGGACAGGGUCAGAGGUGACUGUGAUGCUGGGGUCAGUGCUGUGGGUGGGGACCCUGGCAGCAGGAUUGCUAGGAGCUGCUCUGGGAACAGUGGCUGUGGUGAGUUUGGGACCAGAGGGGGCAGCGAGGGUGGCGGUGGGGGCGGCAGUGGCAUCCUCUUGUACCCUGAGACUCAUUCUACCAGUAUGCGCUUUGCUGGGGUCGGGGGGCAGCAUAGGGGGUCUGUUAGGGGAGCCACGGCUGCAGGGGUGUCACUGGGGGCUGCGAGUGUUGCUGCUGGAUCGGAAUAUAGAACCAGAGCGACGACACUAGUAGUUCUAGGCUCUGUAGCAGUAGGUGCGGUGCUAGGCUUCUGGGGUCUAGCACUGGGAACUGUCAUUCUGGGACCAGCAGAAAUAAUAACAGUGACCUUUGUUGCAGUGGGGGCCUUUAUACUGGGUGCACCAAAGAGUCCGUUCCACACUCAGAUUAAACUGAGGGGUGAGGUCCUCACAGGGACCCGCCUGAUAGGAGGAAUCGGCAUGGAAACAGUAACCGCGGCUGCUGCACCCCUCGGAGCGGGGGCACUGGGAACAGCAGCGCUAGGAACUGCUGCACUGGGAAGACUGGGGACAGUAGGAGUACUGGUGGCAGCGGUAGUGGCCCUGGGAAAAACAUGUGGAUUGGGAGCCUGAGACAGGGGCUUCCAGCAGCAGACUGUGUUAUCUCUGCUAAUUCUCUCUCUGUGUGUAUGUGUGCACGUAUUUGUACGUUACUGAGACUUUACAGAAUACAUUGACAUUAUAUGGCAGGUUAAUGACCUAACAAAUCCCAAUAAACUUGAAGUAUAAAUAAA